This is a messenger RNA of Plasmopara halstedii, 993 nucleotides long. RefSeq names its product tale class homeobox transcription factor pknox. NCBI's taxonomy places the organism in Eukaryota, Oomycota, Peronosporomycetes, Peronosporales, Peronosporaceae. Gene Ontology annotation, molecular function: DNA binding. The transcript has a single exon. Bases 1 to 993 code for a protein of 330 amino acids. Gene Ontology annotation, biological process: regulation of DNA-templated transcription. The record is from RefSeq and is a predicted model, not a curated record.
AUGACGUUCCCAAAUCGCACUAACUACGUGCCAGGCCAACAGCGGCGAGAUCAUAAGUGUGUUGCGACAUCUGCAAGCUCAACAAAGUGUAAGAAGCCACAAAAACGACAAGAUAAAGCCUCAGUCAGCUCAGAAAUUCUACAACAGGACUUAAAGUCGAUGCUAGCGGUGCUGUCGCCAAGUCAGUGUGAAUCUGAAGUGCCCCAGUCAAUACUUUCCAAAAAAGAUAGCUUGGUACGAAUGAAACAUGGCCGCAACCGGUUACUGGAUGAUCAGACCUUCCAGGCAAACGAAAAAUUCCAGGAUAUACUUAAGCUUGCAAGGUAUCCGGCGUCAUCGAUUCAGUCAAAUGCAAUUGAUCCACUCGUUGAGGUUGUCGAGCGCAUGCCACCUAACUCGCCAAGCGAGAGUAAGAAGAGCUUAAGUGAUGCAGAGACUAGCACAUCGCAGUACAUGGAGGCUGUGGCUCUCCAGAGCAUGGCUGAUGUGGCUGCGCAAGCAGAUGAUCCCAUCAUCAAGGCUCGUUACGAGCAAACAGCUCACCACUUGCAUGAGUGGGGCGAGAGGAGAAUGGCGCAGCAGGAACAGCAGCAGAAAGAGCUAAAACAACAACCGACAAACAGCGAGGCAGGAGCUAAUACUCUGCCUUCACUCACUUUGUCACUCUCACAAAUUUCUCCAUACGCUAUGGAGCUUGCAGCUCGAAAUAAUCUGCCCAAGAAACGCUCGAGUCUGUCUAAAUUAUCAAAAAAGUUGAUGCACGAUUGGUUUGAGCACAACCUGCACCAUCCGUACCCAACCGAGGAGGAGAAGGAGUCACUUGCACAGGAAGGAGGCAUUACGUUGGAGCAAGUGAACAACUGGUUUAUCAACACACGCGGUCGUAAAUGGAAGCCCAUGAUCAACAAACUCAUGGCCGAAAAGCAGGCAGGUAAUUGCUCGCUGUACGACAAGAUGGCUAAAAAGAUCGAGGAGCCAUAUCACAAAUUUUAG